This is a messenger RNA of Rhinolophus ferrumequinum (greater horseshoe bat), 4026 nucleotides long. It is a transcript of the gene CARD10, whose product is annotated as caspase recruitment domain family member 10. The transcript is spliced from 21 exons. Lineage: Eukaryota; Metazoa; Chordata; Mammalia; Chiroptera; Rhinolophidae. The coding region runs from base 147 to 3308 and encodes 1053 amino acids. Gene Ontology annotation, biological process: regulation of apoptotic process. The record is from RefSeq and is a predicted model, not a curated record.
GCCCCCGCGGCCGCGGGGACGGGGGCGGAGUCGGGGGCGCCGCGGACAACGCUCCCCUGCGCCGGCGGAGCCGCCGCCCGAGCGCGGAGCCUGGAGCCCGAGGCGGCGGCGGCGUGCGGGCUAAGUCGGACCCGGAGGACGCAGCCAUGCCGGGCGGGGUCGAGGCAGAAGAGGAGGCUGGGGCCGGUUCGGGGUCCGAGGCAGAGGAGGACGCUCUGUGGGAGCGGAUCGAGGGCGUCCGGCACCGGCUGACGCGCACCCUCAACCCGGCCAAGCUCACACCGUAUCUGCGCCAGUGCCGGGUCAUCGACGAGCAGGACGAGGAAGAGGUGCUGAGCACUUACCGCUUCCCGUGCCGCGUCAACCGCACCGGGCGUCUGAUGGACAUCUUGCGCUGCCGUGGCAAGAGGGGCUAUGAGGCCUUUCUGGAAGCUCUGGAGUUCUACUACCCCGAGCUCUUCACACUGCUCACGGGCCAAGAGCCUGCCCAGCGCUGUUCCAUGAUCCUUGAUGAGGAGGGGCCUGAGGGCCUGACCCAGUUUCUGAUGACAGAGGUGCGGCGGCUGCGGGAGGCUCGAAAGAGCCAGCUGCAGCGGGAGCAACAGCUGCAGGCUCGAGGCCGGGUGCUAGAGGAGGAGCGGGCAGGGCUGGAGCAGCGGCUGCGGGAACAGCAGCAGGCUCAGGAGCGCUGCCAACGGCUGCGGGAGGAUUGGGAGGCGAGUAGCCUGGAGCUGCUUCGGCUCAAGGACGAGAAUUACAUGAUCGCCAUGCGCCUGGCACAGCUCAGUGAGGAGAAGAACUCAGCCGUGCUGCGCAGCCGUGACCUGCAGCUGGCGGUGGAUCAGCUCAAGCUCAAGGUGAGCCGGCUGGAGGAAGAGUGCACACUGCUGCGCAGGGCCAGGGGGCCCCUCCCCGGGGCUGAGGAGAAGGAGAAAGAGCCAGACAGUGCCGACCUGGUGUCUGAGUUGCGCGCUGAGAACCAGCGGUUGACAGCAUCCCUGCAGGAGCUGCAGGAAGGCCGGCAGCAGGUGGGCCCUGGGCCAGAGGCUGAGGCAGCUUUGGACUCUGGCUCCCAGGAGGCAAGCCGGCCCGGGGCCCCAGGCUCAGAGCGCAUCCUCCUGGACAUCCUGGAGCAUGACUGGCGGGAGGCACAGGACAGCAAGCAGGAGCUGUGCCAGAAGCUGCACGCUGUGCAGGGGGAGCUGCAGUGGGCCGAGGAGCUGCGGGACAAGUACCUGCAAGAGAUGGAGGACCUGCGGCUGAAGCACCGCACGCUGCAGAAGGACUGCGACCUGUACAAGCACCGCAUGGCCACCGUCCUGGCCCAGCUGGAGGAGAUCGAGAAGGAGCGGGACCAGGCCAUUCAGAGCCGCGACCGGAUCCAGCUACAGUACUCGCAGAGCCUCAUAGAGAAGGACCAGUACCGUAAGCAGGUGCGGAGUCUGGAGGCCGAGCGGGACGACCUGCUGACCACGCUCACCAGCCUGGAGGGCACCAAGGCCCUGCUGGAGGCACAGCUGCAGCGGGCCCAGGGAGGCCCCUGCCUCAAGGCCUGUGCCUCCUCCCAUUCCCUGUGCUCCAACCUCAGCAGCACCUGGAGCCUGAGCGAGUUCCCCUCCCCGCUGGGAGGCCCAGAAGCAGCUGGGGAGGCAGCUGUCAUGGGGGGCCCUGAACCCCACACCUUGGAGAAGGCCACAGACAGCGAGAAGGAGAUCAACCGACUCUCCAUCCUGCCUUUCCCACCCAGUGCCGGCUCUAUCCUCCGCCGACAGCGUGAGGAGGACCCUGCACCUGCUAAGAGGUUAACAGGCUGGGAAGAGAGCCAUAGAGGCCCAGAGAGGUCCUUCAGCAGCAUGUCAGACAUCACAGGGAGUGUAACGCUUAAGCCCUGGUCCCCCGGCCUCUCCUCCUCGUCAUCCUCUGACAGUGUGUGGCCCUUGGGAAAGCCGGACAGCCUCCUGGCCAGAGGCUGCGGCCUGGAUCUCCUCAACAGGUCUCUGGCCAUCCAAGUGUCUGGCCGGAGCCCCCCUGGAGGACCUGAGCCCCAGGACAGAGGCCCAGAUGGCCUGCCAUUCCUUAGGGACAGCUGGUCUGGGGCCGGGGUUCGGAGAGUGUUCUCUGGGCCAGGGUCUGCCAGGGUGGAACCAAGAGAGCCAAGGACAGAGGCUGCUGGUCUGGAAGGGGCAGGCCUGGAAGGCGAGGCCCAGCAGAGAACCUCGCCCUGGAACCAGGGGUCCACACUCUCCAUCCUGAUGGAAUCCAACGCUUGCCAGUCCUUCCAUGAGGCCCUAGAUGCCUGGGUGAAGGGGCUUGGCACUGAGCCCUUCUACAUUCGAGCCAACCUCACUUUGCCCGAACGGGCAGACCCCCAUGCCCUGUGCGUGAAGGCCCAAGAGAUCCUGCGGCUGGUGGACCCGGCGUACAAGCGGCGGCAGGAGUGGUUCUGUGCACGGGUUGACCCCCUCACGCUGCGGGACCUGGACCGGGGCACAGUGCCCAAUUAUCAGAGCGCCCGGCAGCUCCUGGAAGUUCAGGAGAAAUGUCUGCCCUCCAGCCGGCACCGAGGGUCCCGCAGUAAUCUGAAGAAGCGAGCACUGGACCAGCUGCGGCUGGUGAAGCCCAAGCACGGGGGGAGCCCUACCGGGGACCCCCAGGAGCAGCUGCUGCUGGAGCCCUGCUCAGAGCCAGAGCGGAGCCCCAAACCCUACAGCCUGGUGCAGCCUCUGCUGGUGCCCGCCCUGCGGCCGGUGGUGCUCUUGCCUGAGUGCCUGGCGCCCCGGCUUAUCCGCAACCUGCUAGACCUGCCCAACUCCCGGCUGGACUUCCAAGUGUGCCCAGCGGAAAGCCUGUCUGGGGAGGAACAGUGUGCACCCUCAGCACCCGGAGCCCCCAAGGCCCGGCCUGUCACCCCUGGGCUGGGCAGCAGGAUCCGAGCCAUCCAGGAGUCUGUCGGGAAGAAGCACUGCCUGUUGGAGCUGGGUGCAAGGGGCGUGCGGGAACUGGUCCAGAAUGAAAUCUACCCCAUCGUCAUCCACGUGGAGGUGACCGAGAAGAAUGUCCGGGAAGUCAGGGGUCUGCUGGGCCGGCCGGGCUGGCGGGACUCAGAGCUGCUGCGGCAGUGCCGUGGCUCAGAGCAGGUGCUCUGGGGGCUGCCCUGCUCCUGGGUGCAGGUGCCCGCCAACACGUGGGGCCACUCGGAGGAGCUGGCCAAGAUGGUGCGUGGCCGCAUCCUGCAGGAGCAGGCCCGUCUUGUGUGGGUGGAGCGUGGCCCUGGCAGAGGCGGCAGCAGCAGCAGCAGCGACGCCUGAGGAGCCCCUUCUGAUGCCUGUGGCUUCCUCACACACUUCAGAAGCCACCAGUGGGGACCCUGGCGUCUGCGGUGGAGCCGGAUCGUCCCUGUGCUGAGCCUUCCCAGAUCCCCGGGCAGAGCUGCCACCUGUCCCGUUCUUGCUGCUCUAGGCUUCCCUGUGUGCCCCCAUGUCUCCGUGUCCCUCCACCAUUGCUCAUCCCAGAGCGUCUAAGUUCUCACUCUCGUGUACAGGUUUACACCCAAGUUCUCACGGGGCAGUCUCCUGUCUGUCCCUCCCCCGUGGGCACACGAGGUCUCCUAGGCUCUCAGCCUAUUCUGCUUACAGGAGCCUCGAGCCCGCCCUGUGUGACUCCCACCCGUCCAGCUCACAUUUCUUGUGUAUACCUCCUCCACUCGUGGGCAUUGUGGCUGCCCUGGUCCACUGUCACCUGUACCCCUGUGUCUACUAGUCAUACACGUGUUUGUGGUUCUCUCCUGUGUAAAUGUCAUGUCCCCCGGCCUCAUGACACUUGAGCACUAAUACAUGUGUGUGCCCGGUGAGCACACCUUGGACCAUGUUCUCACAGCGCCCGCUCCCUGCCCUGCCCCCUCUCAGAGGGACAGGUGGGGAGGGGGCUGGCUGCUCCAUCACCAGAAUGUACUGCCCCUGGAUUUUUAAUGGACCUUUUUCACUCAGAAGCUGCACAUUAUGGAACAUUAAACAGUUUGUUAUAGAA